CUCUUUACUAUUCGAUAUCGGAAAGAAUAACCGCUACAAAGCUCAAACGGGUAAACAUCUAAUUAUUCCGCGACUCCAUUCUGUCGCUUCCUCUUCAGAAAAUAGCUGAGACGCAUAUGGCCUCCAUUUCCAGACCUCAGCGGGCGGCCGAGCUCCGAUCCGGCGGCAAAAUAGUCCGAGCCAGGCGAACUGCCGUUCCUAGGACUCCCUACGAGAGGCCUCCAAAAUUGCUGCCCAAUUCGGCUCCUCAAAACCCUAAUUGGCUCUCGAGAUUCAUUUUAUCUCCUUCUCGUAUGAUUGCAACCGGUGCCGGUAAAGUUCUCUCAUCUGUCUUCGGCCCGGUCUCCUCUUCUUCCUCUUCGUCUUCAGGUGGCGAUUUCACUUCAGAGGAUGAUGCCAAUGAUGAUGACGAUAUCACUUCUCAGGAUGCCACCAAAUUGGAAAAGAAUCAGACAUUUGAAAAGACAAAUGCCUCGAGGAAAGAUCCCCUUGUUAUAGAGUGGAAGAGUGAAACGAAGCGUGCAAUUGAACAGAUUCUCAUGCAGGAAACCUUCUCCAGGGAAGAAUGUGAUAGAUUAACACAGAUUAUUAAAUCAAGAGUCGUAGAUUCUCCCAUCACUGGAGGCCAAGUUGGGAGAACAAACGACAUACCUGACUGGACAGUUCUCAGAGGUGUUGAUAUAUCUAGUAAUCGCUGUACAGCCAUUACGGAGGCUAAAAAAUGGCUAGAGGAAAAAAAAUUGGGGUCAAAUUCAAAGUCAGGAUUGGAGUAUGGAACCUGCACCUUGAACACUGCUAUGUUACCACAAGUUACAGAAGAUGAAGUGGGUUCACCUGCAGAGUUGGCCAAAUCUUACAUGCAAGCACGCCCCCCAUGGGCAUCUCCAUCCCCAAGCAACAUUCAGUUACAAUCCCCAUCCCCAGUGGGGAUACAGCUUUUUAAGGAAGAAACACCAAAUUUAUUUGGUGGCAGUUCUGUGACCUCAUCCAAGCUGAUUAGGAAUUCCUCUGCCACUGGUUCAUGGAAUAUCUUGGAGGAAAUACGAAAAGUGAGAUCUAAGGCAACUGAAGAGAUGUUGAGGUCUCGACCAUCGUCUAUAAUUGAUUGGCCUACAUUAGCUUCAGAUAACAAAAGGAGCCCUUAUUCAUUGGUACCUGAUAAAGCAGAAUCUGUUUCACAGAUGGAACAACAGGGAUUGCAGAAUGAAGCCUCUCCGCCAGAUGUAGCUACCUCAAUUUGCGGACAAAGUCAGGACCUGGGUACUCCACAGAUCAUUGAAGGAGCUGAAGAAGGGAGACUAAGCGAUGGACAAAGGCUUCGACCUUCAGAGGAUGUGAAUAUUUCAUCACCAUGCGUUGAUGUUGAUGUUGAUUACUCCAAGGAUGCUAAUGGGGUUUGCGAACAUUUGAACUGUAUAGUGGGGGAAGAUGCUCAACAUUCAUCAUUAGAUGAAAUAAAUUGUUCAACCAUGGUGGAAGUAGCUGAAAGGAAUGUUGCAGUUGAUGCUAAUGGUUUCCCUCCUUCAGGGUCCAGUAUGGAUGCAAAUCUGCAAGAAGAAGUCAAGUCUAAGCCAUCUCAUGAGCAGCACCAUUUCGUUGAUUCUGGCCAUGACAAUUUAACAAGUGCCCCUGUUGAGGAGACUUGUGAGCAUUUAAGUGAAUCGUACGUGGAAGUAGCUGUUGUGAAUGAAAAUGACGCGGCACCCACAGGCUCCCGAGAUAGUUCUAGCUUGCACUAUGAGGGGAUUUCACAGGAUAUGCCUUCACCAAAUUUAAAUUCUGGCAAGAAUAAUGAUGUUGAGGUCACUGAGAAGCGAUCAAGGAAACGAAGAUAUAGAUCACGGGCCAAAUAAUUUUUAUUAUCGUCUUUGUAUUUUACUGUAAACUAGUGUAGAAGCGAAGAUAAAACCACGACAGGCAUUUGUAAACUGUAGGGAAAUGGAUAAUGUUUAGUUUUGUAUUUAGCCGAGCAGGUUGUUUCCAGUAAAUUAGGUGGCAUCGCCAGCAACCGUAAACUGUAAUGAGAUGGAUUAUUGUUAGUUUAGCAUUUAACCAAGCCGGCGUUUUGCAUCA
Molecule: messenger RNA, 2073 nt
Organism: Manihot esculenta (cassava)
Lineage: Eukaryota; Viridiplantae; Streptophyta; Magnoliopsida; Malpighiales; Euphorbiaceae
Product: protein KAKU4
Exons: 13
Coding region: 117-1853 (578 amino acids)
Biological process (GO): nuclear membrane organization
Cellular component (GO): nuclear envelope
Source: RefSeq, a predicted model, not a curated record